Messenger RNA from Gregarina niphandrodes, 504 nucleotides. RefSeq names its product adenylyl cyclase-associated protein. Gene Ontology annotation, cellular component: cytoplasm. Bases 1 to 504 code for a protein of 167 amino acids. The record is from RefSeq and is a predicted model, not a curated record. The transcript is spliced from 3 exons. Lineage: Eukaryota; Apicomplexa; Conoidasida; Eugregarinorida; Gregarinidae. Gene Ontology annotation, biological process: cytoskeleton organization; regulation of adenylate cyclase activity. Gene Ontology annotation, molecular function: actin binding; adenylate cyclase binding.
AUGUCUUCGAUCACUUUCAAGGAGCCCAACAGAUACUUCAUUGAGAACGUCAAGGAUGAGGAGGUUGUGUUAGGUGGCGAGAAUGGAGAGCAUCAGUUAGCUAUGCGACAUGCAGUGAUGAUUUCGAAAUGUCACAACGCCGUCAUACAUCUGAAGGGUAAAUGCAACAAGGUCGAGUUGGACCACUGCACUAAGGUGACAGUGAUUGUACCCGCGGUUGUAUCUUCGGUGGAUAUGCAGAAGAGUGCCUCUUGCGAAAUACACGUCGAACAACGCUGUCCUGGCAUCUCCAUCGAUGAUUGUAACAGUAUGAGCAUUUACGUCCCCAGGGACUCCAUGGAGUUCAUCGAAGUAGCAAGCAGCGGGGGUGGAAGCGCCAACCUCUUCGUCCCCACUGAAGAAGAUCCUACGGAAUUCAAGGAAUAUCCCAUCCCUUUCCAAUUUGUCCACAAAUUCAAGGGAUCGAAAUUGGUAUCAGAGGUCUCCCCUCUAUAUACUCACUAG